Polypterus senegalus (gray bichir) is the source of this 2466-nucleotide messenger RNA. RefSeq names its product protein FAM171B (gene fam171b). Lineage: Eukaryota; Metazoa; Chordata; Cladistia; Polypteriformes; Polypteridae. Bases 22 to 2145 code for a protein of 707 amino acids. The transcript has 8 exons. The record is from RefSeq and is a predicted model, not a curated record.
UCCGUCUACGCGCCUGUUGCCAUGACGCCGCAUCCUCGAGCUGCGGACUGGCAGACAGGAGGACCGAAUCUCCUGGAUGCCUCGCUAUGCUUCGCCAUGUCGCACCUGCCUGCCUUCUCGCCGCUGCUGGUGCUACUGCUUGUCGUCGAGUACGGGAAGGCAGGGAGCGGCAGGGCCGAGCCCGGGAGUCAAGGCAUCGUCGUCGUGGAGCAGCAGCGGCAGCAGCAGCCGGGCGGCAGAAUGGCGUCAGCGAGCGGCCCAGGCUCAGUCUUCACACUGAGGGUCCAAGUCAACGAUCUGAUGAGCCAUCAGCACUUGCGGCAGGCGGCUGUUGAAGUAUUUGUGAACCACUCAAAGACCAACUCGGGCUUUACGGAUGACGACGGCUCCAUUGUGCUGAAGGUCCCCUACUCACUGGGGCUGCCUCUCACCAUUGUUGCCCAUACGGACGGCUUUAUGCUAAAGCCACUGCCCUGGAAAACCAGCAAAAUGCCCAUCUUCUCGUCUGUGACUCUCUCAUUGCACCCACAAAGCCAAGGCAACAUCUGGCUGUUUGAAGAUUCUGUGCUAAUUACUGGAAAAUUAUCAGAUGGCAGGUCGCAGCCUAGUGUCCAGUUCGCAAAAGGCUUGCUGAAGCUGCCAGACCGGGCAAACAUGUCCAGUGUGACCGCUUACCUGACGCAGCCCCAGCUGCCCAUAGAAAGGGACUGCUUCCCAUACACCAUGGGGGUGCUCAGUCAUAAAUCAGGUUACAAGAGCUUUGAGCUGAAGCCCAUCGCAGCUCUCAGUGUGCAUCUGCUCUCCGGCGGCAAGAAGGUUAAAGUGGCUGGCCCAGUUCAGAUCCUGCUGCCACUGCCAGAGGGCACUCGCUUAGGGCCAGCAGAUACGAUUCCAGCCUGGACCUUUGACAUGAAAACCGGUGGCUGGCUGAGCCGAGGUCUGGGGACCAUCAGGCAGGAAGAGGAAGGCCUUGUGUGGUCUUAUGUGGCUCCACACCUGGGCUACUGGAUGGCGGCACCUCUGCCCGGGACUUCAGGUUCCUUUGGCCGCUCCUCAAUGGCGGACUUUGCUUUGUAUCACACGCACCUGCUCAUGGCAAUCCUGGCUGGGACUGUGCUUAUCGUCAUCGGCUUUUUUGCGUUGCUCUUUUGCUACUGCCAAGGCUCGGUUUGUGCCCCCCGAGGAAGGAAAUUAAAGGCGUCUAAAGCGGACACCUUAAAGAAGGACCAGACAACCUCCACUAACGGCAAGACGGAGGAGAAGCGACCUUCCCAGGAACACUGUGCCGAGGAUGGACGCCGUUGUCCUUCACAAGCCACAGCAAGAGCCCAACAGGCGGACGAGCACAAAGAGGUGCACCUGACUCUGAGCGAGGCGGUCUACGGACUGGCACACCUCUACAACCAGCCGGUCGCCAUCCUGCCAGCCCCGGAGCUCUUUGGCGCCUCGGAGCAGCUGGCCGGCUGCAAGUCUGCCACUUUGCCCAGGAAGGCCCAAGUUGCGUACAACAAAGGGAUGCCGUCCUCCAGCAAAGACAGCUACACACAAACGCUUCCCAAAAUGCCGGGGCUCCCUCACCUGCCAGGCGGCGAGGCACAGCAGGUCCUCGAGGGUCCACAAAGCUCGGCCUGCAAUCCCGGCGGCAGCUGGGGCAGGUACAGCAGUUUGCUGGAGUCGGUGUCCGUGCCGGGAACGCUCAACGAAGCCGUGGCCAUGGGCCCGUUUUGCAGUGAACUGCAGGGCAUCUCGGAACAGACGCUGAUGGAGCUGUCCAAGGGCAAGCCUUCUCCGCACCCCCGUGCCUGGUUUGUCUCUCUGGAGGGAAAGCCCGUGGCACAAGUGCGCCAUUCAAUUAUUGACCUGCAGAAAAAGCAGAGGCCUGGUGACAGUAAUGACACGAGCCUGGACUCGGGGCUGGACAUGAAUGAACAUCAUCCGGGUCGCAAACUGGAGCGAGAGAAGACAUUCCUGCAGAGUGUCCCUCAGAGCAAGGAGGACCUGCACUUGAGCAGCAGUGAGAGUGGCACCAGCAGUGGCAGUCAGGGCACGAGGAGGUUACGACUGAGCAAAGACAAGGGCAAGGCACAAGGAGAAAAGGGCAGCUGGCAGGGCAGGGAAGAGAAGCCUCUGGUGAACAUGAACUAGAUGACUAAAGCCAGGGGGGGCAGACUCACUGGACACGGCGGGCAGGGGGACGUGGCAUUUGCCUUUGCUGCGCCCCAGUCUCCGACUCGAGUGCGCCCGGCUGCUGCCCCGGACGUCUACACACAUCACAUCCCACCCGCUCCGGGGCUACAAGCACAAUUCCUCCGUUUCCCUUUUCUACACGACUUGUGUCGCUGCAUGGCACGGCAGGGGGUUGCAUGGCUGCAUGUCUCCAUUCGGGGUUCUCGUCAGUGUUUUAUACCAUCUUUUGUGUACUGAUUUACACUUUAAUACCAAUUAAAUGUUAGCUGCCACUUUUAA